AUGGAAGCGUCAUCUAGUGCCAUGGCUGACCCGGUGUCUACUCUGCGAGCUGCGGCACUAUCGACCCUUAAGUCGAAGCGUCGAAAACCCGUUGUCGACAAGCCAGCUCCUGUCCCAUCUCGGCCACCACCGCCGACAGAUAUGUUUCAGCUCGAUUACGGCCAGGAGGAAACCCCGACAGACGUCCCCAUGGCUGAUGUCCCAGCAUCAAUCCCUCCUCCGCCAGUCGCGAAGGAGAGGACGACUCCGCCCCACACUUCGGAUAUUGCUCGAGAGGAAGGCGAGAUCAGCGAAGAAGAAGAACCUCCUCCAAUAUCCAAAUCUCCAACCCCGCAAACGAAACGUUCGACGUCUGUGACAUCUUUUCUACAAAUGACACCCGAACCAAGGCCCGAACCAAAGCCCUCAAUUGAUGACACGUUACCCUCCAUUAAACCCGCUUCAUGUAAAUCCACCACUCCGGUGUUGCAGCUCCACCCGGCGCUUGUCGACAGGACAUCAGAUCUUGCGCCAUCACCUCUGGAUGUCAUAGAAAACCGGCCUGCGAUAUCGAUGGCCGAACUUUCACAAGGAGCACCUGCGUUAGGCCCUGAUUGCGUGCGUCCGGGAUUGCAUCUGACUCAAGAUGAGUACGACACUGUCAAGGAUAUCAUCUUGGACCUUCUUGGAUGGGGCGUUCCUCCGGACUAUCUUAUCGAAUGCGGGCUCAGUCAAGCAGUGAUAUACUACGUAUUCUCUGAGCUCAACCUCUCGCUGCCGGAGAGCUUCAACCCUUCGGGCCUUGUCCCAUACACUCUGGAGUCACUUCAUACCUCGCGACAAUCCGCUCUUAUGCCGCCACCACCUGCUCCUGACAAUCGGGGUUCUACUUCGGAGGGCCCGUCUUCUUUUGCCGACCGAAUAUCAAGGGCAGGUUCCCCUCCUCCAAACAGCGCCGCCCUCCCGCGGGAAAGUCCUUCGACACCAGAGUUACUAGUAAUUGAACAGCAAAGACGGCAAGAGCUGAUGGCUCGUAAGGCCGCCCAAGCUUCUCGCAAGGUGAAACCGUCGACUUCAUCUGACACUGAAAAUGCCAUGCUGGCAGCUGCAGUACCAACAGAGACCGUUGACGACUUCCUCAAAAGUCUCGGUUCUGUUGCAGUCGCGGAAGCUCCAGCGGCCCCUCCGCGUGGUGUCAUGGAGGUUGAUCAAACGACCGCCUCCUUUGAGCGGCAUCGGACCCAACAUAUAUACUCUCCCAGGUACUCGCCAGUCUCACCGCCCUGGAGCAAAGAACUCGAGAAUCCUCCAGAUUCGUCGGCAGAUAUUCCACCUCCCUCCAGCGAGCCGCCUCCCACCUCUGGCUCGUCAAUGUCCACUUUCUCUCAAAUGUCGUCAUCUGACAACGAAAUCGUGACACCCUCGGUUGCACGCAAUAUUGCGCCUGUCCCGCUCCAGCGGCAGCUGUCGCAAUCGAAUGCCAUUUCCGUAGCCGAGAGCAACUCUCCCACUGCUGGCCCACGCAGGGGGGUCAAGCGUCCCGUUGCUGCUGAUUUCGUGGAUUUCGACCCUACGCCUCGAAAGAAUGAUGUCAACAUGCGCAACGAGCGUGCUAAUGCUGCGGUCGAGACUAGCAUUACUAAACGGCUAAACACUAACGCUGGCUUCUUCAACGUUGGUUCCUCGCGCAGAUGCGUCAUCGACUUGAGUGACAGUGAAGACGAUGGUGGCGAUCAACAAAUGCCACACCUGCAACUGUCGCUGGCGCCGCUACAACAACCUGUCGACGAGUCAGCAUGGAAGCAGUGGGAUAAGUGUAAUCAAACAAGCACAUACCCUUCUCCGGCACCGGUUAAGCCUGUAUCUUCUGGAACAAAUUCACCGGCUGCACUCGCGCAGAAGGAGAUUGAAAUCCGGAAGAUGCGUGAGCUGAUCGCACGAAAGGAAGAAGAGACUCGUCUGAAGAAGGUAGCGGCUGCGAAAGCCAAAGCUGCAAACAGUGCACCUCAGGCACCACCUCCCCCCGAAGUUACUCUGCCUGUUCCAUUGAAGGUAGAGGACGUCGAUGUUGACAUGACUGCGGCAACGUCGGAACCUCCAGAGGAGAACGGUGAUGCUACCAAAGUGCCCAACCCGCCGUAUCGUCGAAGCUCCGAGUCGGCUACACCACCUCCUGUCGGUGAAGUUUCCUCUCUUUCUAUACCCGUAUCUAGGAGUGCCAGUAAAUCGUCGAGUGACCUUAGUGGUGACAGAAACGAAGUUUCGAGCGAGACGACUCUAGUGCAAGAUCAAGUUGUUGAAGCGUUGGAUCCAUCACAAGCGAAGGUUGCUACCGAACUCUUUCAACAACAACUUCAACUCUUACAAGGACAGCUGCCAGAAGGAUUAGUCGACGUCGACAUGGACCCGUCGUCGUCGGCACAGUCGGCACCGAUGACGAGAUCAGCCCACCUAAAGCAAGACGCAAAAAAGCUCUUGGACAGCUUGCCUCAGCAACAGCAGACACCCAGUGGCGACAGCAAUGAUCAAGAAGAAUCAUCAUUUUCGGAUUAUUGUUCUCCGUUUGAGUCUUACCCGCUGCUCCGUGGUCAACCUCUACCGACUAUCUCGUUAGAUGGUUCCCCUCUGUUUUCUCUCUCCUCUGAUCCUCACAUGUAUUCGUUCCCUGUGUCGGCUUCCGAUUCUCCUACUGUAACUCCUAAAACUUCUACUUCGUCUUCCUCUCAUUCUUUUUCUCUGGCUUCUUCGUUUACUCCUGAUUUGAGACCACUCAGGCUUGCUCUGAUGAGUAGGAGGCUUGACCCACUUAAACGACUUUGUCGCUACGAAGUGCCCGGGGGUGGAGUGUGUCGCGAUACGAGUUGCGAGGACGUGCACUUGAGCAGGCUCGAGGGCACGAACGAACUAGGGUCGGUGGAGCCGAGUGAUCAAGAGGCUGCUGAAUAUCUUUUCGGCGCUUUACCAGCUGCCUGGCUUUCGAAACAUAGGAUCGAUUCGUCCGACAGAAUCCUUCAAACGUUGCAAGAAGUCCAUCGAUUAACCCUGAACAACCCCCUGGACCUGGAGGAUCGAGUAGCGCAGGCGCUGACUCUGAUCAGAGCUCCAUCGACAUAA
Molecule: messenger RNA, 3093 nt
Organism: Cyclocybe aegerita
Lineage: Eukaryota; Fungi; Basidiomycota; Agaricomycetes; Agaricales; Hemipholiotaceae
Source: the annotation of a GenBank genome assembly